Molecule: messenger RNA, 7283 nt
Organism: Neoarius graeffei (lesser salmon catfish)
Lineage: Eukaryota; Metazoa; Chordata; Actinopteri; Siluriformes; Ariidae
Gene: ano8b
Product: anoctamin 8b
Exons: 17
Coding region: 184-3468 (1094 amino acids)
Biological process (GO): chloride transmembrane transport
Cellular component (GO): plasma membrane
Molecular function (GO): chloride channel activity
Source: RefSeq, a predicted model, not a curated record
GGAUGACCCACAAGCGUCUCUUCUCGCUCCUUUUCAUUUAACCCCCGUGAACCGAACCGAACCGAACCGGCACUCACUGCAUGCUCCUACAGCCGAAGACACUGCAUCCCCUCCCCUUUGCUGUGGAAUAAUAAAAGCCCCAGCAGUGAGUGAGUGAGUGAGUGAGUCCCCGGUUUAAGCAGCAUGCCCGACGCUGCGUCCGCCACUACCGGCGCCGAUCCAGACGGCUCGCGCCACCGCCACCGCGCGCACGGAGACGCAGAAAAGCCGGAGCAAAGCGCCUCGUGCCAGUCCGCGUCUUCCGGCGUUCUGGAGAAACUGUUUGGAAAGAAGCUGCUGCAGGCUGGGAGACACAUCAUGUCCCAUAAAUCCUGGAUGAAGACAGUGCCCACAGAGAACUGUGAUGUCCUCAUGACUUUCGGAGACACCACAGACGACCACACAUUACUGUGGCUGCUGAAUCAUAUACGCCUUGGCAUCCCAGAACUUAUCAUCCAGAUACGACACCACAAACACACAAGAGUCUAUGCGUUCUUCGUCACAGCAACAUAUGAAAAUCUGUUACGAGGAGCAGAGGAGAUGGGUCUGCGGAAAGCAGUGAAGCCAGAGUUUGGAGGUGGCUCUCGCAGCUUCUCUUGUGAGGAGGACUACAUUUAUGAGAACAUUGAGAGUGAAUUGUGCUUCUUCACAUCACAGGAACGCCAGAACAUAAUCAAAUACUGGCUGGAUAAUCUCAGAGCCAAAGCAGGGGAGGUCCUUCACAACAUCCACUUUCUUGAAGGGCAGCCCAUAAUCCCAGAGCUAAAGGCACGAGGUGUGAUCCAACAAGUCUUCCCCCUCCAUGAGCAGAGAAUUCUGGGCCAGCUAAUGAAAUCGUGGGUGCAAGCUGUGUGUGAGAAGCAGCCCCUAGAUGAUAUAUGUGAUUAUUUCGGCGUGAAGAUCGCCAUGUACUUUGCCUGGCUGGGUUUUUACACAACCUCUAUGCUGUAUCCUGCUGUGAUUGGCUUUGUACUGUGGAUGCUAACUGAAACUGAUCAGACCAGCAGAGAUAUAUGCUGUGUAGUUUUUGCCCUCUUUAACGUGGUGUGGGCCACACUGUUCCUGGAGAGGUGGAAGCGAAGAGGAGCCGAACUGGCUUACAAAUGGGGCACGUUGGACACACCAGCUGAAUCACUUGAAGAGCCACGGCCACAGUUUAGGGGUGUGAAGCGGUGCAGUCCGGUGACGGGCUGUGAGGAGUUUUAUUACCCACCUUGGAGGAGGAGGGUGUUCAGAUGGUUGGUUAGCUUUCCUGUCUGUAUUUUCUGCCUUUGCUUUGUCUUCCUGGCCAUGCUCAUCUGCUUUGAGCUUCAGGAAUUUGUGAUGGGGAUUAAAGAGCUGCCAUGGGUGGUGAGGUUUAUCCCUGAAAUCAUACUGGCCAUCACUGUGACUGCAUGUGACGAGGUGUACAGAAAGAUAGCCUGUUGGCUUAAUGACAUGGAGAACUACAGACUCCAGAGUGCCUAUGAGAAAAAUCUCAUCAUCAAAGUGGUUCUUUUUCAGUUUGUAAAUUCAUAUCUCAGCCUUUUCUACAUUGGAUUCUACCUCAAAGACAUGGAGCGUCUAAAGGAGAUGCUAGCAACACUGCUGAUCAUCCGCCAGUUCAUGCAGAAUUUGAAGGAAGUGCUGCAGCCUUACCUGUACGAACGCCACCGCCUGGGAGAACUCACUUUGCGUGCUGUCUGGGACCUGCUAGUAUCAGCAUUAAUAAAGUAUGGACGUCUGGCAGUUGGAAGGGCAUAUAUGUCUCCCAGCAAACCCAGCUUCCCCGGGCAGGGCCUACAGGGAGACCAGCAAGGUCUUCUGGGCCAGCAAGAGCGCCAUGAGCGUAAGUGUUUGAACGGAGGCUGCGGUGUCCCAGAUGAGGAGACUGAGGAAGAGGCUGGAGCGAGAAACAGUGCAGAGGAGACAGAGGAAGAGAAUACCAUUGAUUGUGGCCUCAAACUGCGCAAAGUUAACUUCAUCGAGAAGGUGGAUCGCAAAUCUAUUGGUUGCGUAAGUCCCAUGGAAGAUAGCUUCCUAGAGGAAGGGAGCCCCACCAUGGUGGAGAAGGGCAUGGACCCAGCUUUGGUCUUUGAGAUGUGUGACGAUGAUGAUGAUAAUAUCAUCCCAGAGACAAAGGAGCAGAUCACAGAGUCAUCUGGGCCUGACAGCAGUGUGCCGCCGAAGUUGCGAAAGCGAGGACGGAGUCUGGAGAGAGCUGACAGUAAGACCAGGAGGGAGUCAUGGAUGGAUCCCCCUGAGGAGCAGGAGACCAUUUCACUCACCCAAGCUGAAAUUGAGAGCUGCAUGCAAACAUAUGAGGACACAAUUCAGGAUUAUCAGGAAAUGUUUAUUCAGUUUGGCUACGUGGUGCUCUUUUCCUCUGCCUUCCCACUGGCAGCCAUGUGUGCCCUCAUUAACAAUAUCAUCGAAAUCCGUAGUGAUGCCUUCAAGCUCUGUUCAGGCCUCCAGAGGCCAUUUGGCAUGAGAGUGGAAAGCAUUGGACAGUGGCAGACACUAAUGGAGGCCAUGGGUCUGUUAGCAAUCAUUGUGAACUGUUACUUGAUUGGUCAGUGUGGGCAGCUACAGAGGCUCUUCCCUUGGCUAAGCCCCGAGAUGGCCAUCAUUUCAAUCGUGAUCUUAGAGCACUUUGCUGUCUUACUGAAAUAUGUCAUUCAUGUGGCAAUCCCCAACAUCCCCAGUUGGGUAAGCGAAGAAAUGGCCAAACUGGAGUUUCAGCGCAGGGAGGCAUUCAAGAAGCACGAACGCCAAGCACAGCAGCACUUCCAGCAACAGCAGAGGAGAAAAAGAGAAGAGGAAGAACGGCAGCGGCAAGCUGAGUACCAGGCGCGGCGUGAGCGAGACGAUGGGCGGCCUGACACCUCUGGAGGUGACCACCAUCAUGAAAAGAGCCAAGGAGGCAAAUCCAGAUCGGGCGGAGGGGGUGGAGGCUCUGUAAGUGACAAACCGAAGAGACCAAGCUCACUGCUGGCCAACAAUAACGUAAUGAAACUCAAACAGAUCAUCCCUCUGCAGAGCAAGUUUUCCUCUGGCACAGCCCGUUCGCCACAGUCACCAACGGGGAGCGAACCAAAGCUCCCAGGCUUCCUUAGCUUCAAGUUCCUCAAGUCUCCGGAAAACAAGAAGGAAGCGGCAGCAGCUUCAACUUCAGCCAAUUCUAGCAUGGCUGCACUCGCACAGGAGAAAUCUCAGUCCCCCAGUAAGUCCUUCAAUCCUGGGAAACUGUUUAAUUUUGGGAAAUCAGAUGGUGGGGCAUGUGUGAAUGGGGCUCAACUCACAAAACCAGGGGAGGGGGUACAGUCAAUGGAGAAGCCACUGACAAGGUCUGAUCUCAAUGAUGUGCCAGACGAGAUCCCAUCACCAGGGGAAGAGGAACAGGAGAAUGGACACUCAUUAGACUCUGAUUCCUCAGGCCCUAAAAUUUAAAUCCAAUAAAAACACCUACUGUAGAAAAAUGAUUAACAAAGGGAUACAAAAGAUCCCCUCAGUGCCCUUCAGCACAGUGAAAGACCGAGCCUGGAGGCUGUUAAGUUAUACUGUGGGAAGAAUGGAAGUGUUGUAUUUUGCUGAGGAACCUAGGCUUUUCAAAGGUGACUUCCCCUACAUACACACACAAUGCCUUUUGUCUACAAUACAUACAGGAAAGCAUGAGCUGCGUUUCUAAUGCGUUUUGAAAAUGAUAUUCCUGAAAGAAUAGUGCAGUUUUAAGUUGUCAUGGUCUGAGAAUUGUAAGCGUUUUAAGCACCCUUCGUAGUGUUUAAAAAUAUUUUACCAUCAGUUUUAUAUCAUACAAUGAGACCUUCAAAAAAAAAAAAAAACACCACAGAUUGACGAGCUGAACAUUAUCAGUUUGAACUGUGAGUGUUUUUAAUCCUGAAAACUUUUGUACUUAAAGCAGCUGGUUUAGUUUAGCAAAUGCAGCAGUAUUUCAUGAAUAAGGAGGUGCUGUAAACCUGCAAGUUAUAGAAAAUCCUGCAUCAUUAGAACAUGUAGUUUAAAAGUGAAGAAAAUGCAAUACAUUUUGAACGACAGUUUGAAUAACAGAUACACAGGUUUGUGAAGAACAGUCUGGAGUCAUUAGGAACAUCUGCAGGACUGCAUAAAACUUGAGGCAAGUGCGUCAAGGGCAAAACGUGAAUGUGAGAGCAUAGUGUAAAGCAAGUGACAGUGUAGUGUAAAGCAAGUGACAGUGUAGUGUAAAGCAAGUGAGAGUAUAGUGUAAAGCAAGUGAGAGUAUAGUGUAAAGGAGGUGUAUGAGUGGCUACUUCAAAAUACAAUCUGUUCUUGCAGAAGUGCAGAUAGCUGCUUGAACAGACUUUUCCCUCCUUUGUUAGUAUAACCUUAAAACAUAGAAAAGGCUGGAGAUCGAGACUAUCAUGGUACUAAAAUUAAAAAAAAAAAAAAAAUUGUGUGUGAGCCCUCCUGUGCAUCUUAAUAUAUUUAACCUAGAGAAUAGUAUUUGACCUCAAAUUUCACUUUUUUUCGGUUCUUACACUGGUAUGGUGGAGUGAUUUCUUGAGUUGUGAAGAACAUUGUGACAUUCCCUUGAUUUGCAAACUCGAAAGCCUGCUGGACCAUCAUAAAAUACAGGCAUUGCCUUGCAAAGGGAUUAUGUGAGGAUGUGUAAUAAUGCAUAGCAUUUCCAUUUCCACAGUUCAUACUAGUUGCAGCCUCAGAGAACAUUUUGCACUAAAUCCUACUGCUGGUGGGAGGGAAAGACUUUGCUAAGAAUAGGAGAACACCAGCUUGCCUCAUAACGUAUGCAAAUGCUUAAUUAUUGUUUUCAUUGCACUGCACUACAGAAGCAUUAUUAACCCAUCUGGUUUCUGUACAUCUCGGUGCUUUCUCUAACUUUGGUCGAACCUAUUUAUUUGCCUAUUCAUUCCUACCUUGUUUAUUUUAGUAAUUCCGAUUGCAUUACUUGCCAAAGCAAAACUAACAGAAACACUUUGUGCAUUGUGAUAAAGUUUCUUUGUAAAGCCAUAACUGCUUGGAAUAAUUUAUCAGAAGAUACAUUUAGUUUGCAAAAACAUCCUUGCAGCUCUGAUGACCAGGUUAAGGAAAAAGGAAGAAUACAUAUACUGUAAUUUGAACAGUGUUUCAGUGCUGGAUACAGAAGGUGGAUACGGUUCCGUUAAUUCAUUAUCAGUUCAUUUCUGCCAUCAUAUUAACAGUACUAGCUUUAAAAUGUAGCCCAUAGUUGGAUUUCAGCAACCUGCUCAUUGGCUGGACUACAAAUGAAUUAAAAUCACAGAAAUGGAGUUGACCCCAAACUGUAAAUGUAAACAAUUUGCAAAGGUUUUUUUUUUUUAAUGUUUUAUUAGCAUUACCCAAAAUACAAGAUGAACAAAAGGCAAACGAUGUGAGAGAAAUGAUAAGCCAGAUAGAUCAACAAUGGAUUUGAACUAAAGCAAUUCUGUUUAAUACCAGUGAAGUACUUGUGAUUUGAUUACAUUUUUUGUGUAAGAAAUGAGUGCUGCCAGGAAAAAACAACAACAACAAUACACAGUUUUAUUUAGUAUUAUAGUAAUAUGAUAGGUAACAGGAACUAUGCACUUACUUCCUCAUUUCAUCGACAGAGUUGGCUCAAAUAACUGUUGCAAUAAUACGUCAGCCUGAACAAUAAUCCUUACUCAUCCAGAUCUGAGGUUUUACGUCCUGAAUGUUGAGUAAUGUCAAACAGUAGAAUUUUAACAAGAUGUGGUAACUGGUCAUUUGCGAUGUUCACUUUUCAGAUUAAUGUUGUUCACACAACCCAUCUGUGGCCCGAUCCAAACUUUCUGAAUCAGCUCUGUGCUUUCAUUGGAUCUUAAAUAGAAAUUUUUAAAUUUUGAGAGACUUGUGGUAUUUUGAAUAAGUUUCGUCCCGAGUUCUACACAAUUCAAAAUUGCGGUUGACUUUUUCUAAUAUUGCGUCUGUGUUCCAGUAUAAUAAAAAUUAUAUGCUAAUCACAUAUUAAUGACCUUACUAUUUCCUGUUAACUAUGCUUAUAGGAAAUAUACAGGGUUAGUCAAAAUUAUGUUAACACUUAAAUGGUAUUCACAGAACAUACAGUACAUCAUAUGUGCAAGAUGAUUUACAGGACGGUCUCAACCUGUUCAACACACAAAAACCAGCGAGCAACAGUACCAUUUAAUCUGUCACCCAUGGCAUACGUCUGUCUGCAGGAGAAAAAUAAUCCAUUAGUGUUACCAUAAUUUUGAAAUAUAUAUAUAUAAAAUAUAAUAUUGGCGUUUGUGAUGCUUCUUUGGCUGUAUUCAGUGCCUUAAGAAGUGUUUUUUGUUUUUUUAAACACACAAGUCAUUUAAAAAAGAUAAACUGCAAUCCAUAGCAAUGACAUUUCAUAAUCAACUGAGUAUUUUAAACUAUUCAAAUAAAAAGGUGUUAUAUUUCUGUUGCUUCAAAUCAAAUUACAGUAUAAUUCUCAAAUAUACCUUGUGGAAAAUGUUGUGUAUUUGGAACUCAGAACAAAGAAUCCUCCAGAGUAUUAGGGCAACGCACAGGAUAUUUCUUGACCAGGUAGAUAUAGCUGUGGUUUAAAAUAGAUUUUCAUUUCAAUUUCAUUAUUUAUUAAUAACAAUAUUUCCUGGACAGAAAAAGUCUCCUACUCCAUUGUGCAGAAGGAAUUUACUCUGUGCAAAGUGAAGUGAAGCGUUGCCUGAUGUGGCUGAUACCGAGGCACGAUGUCUAUCUGCUGCAAAUUUGAAAUAAUAAGCUACAAUUCGUACCCUGUUAUCUUGAGUGUUACUCUGUAUUUAUGACAAUGAUGCUGAGUUUUAUGUCUUAGUUUAACAUGGAUGCUGCAAGGUUUCUGUCAUAUCUGUCCAGCAGUUAAUGUCAUCACCAGUUAACCAUCAGUUAAUGUUAUUUAAUAAGAUCAGACAUUUAUUUUUUAAUAAUCUAUAAGAAUACCUUAUAUGUGACUUAGGAACCGUGGUUUAUGUUCGACCCUACUGUGAAUAAUUAAUGGGCUAUUGAGUUAUACUUUUAAGAAAUUGCCACUCGGAAGCGGAUAUGUACGGUUACAGACAGUGGAAAAAGAUAGCCUAGUCAUACUCAAGUGUGUAGAAUUCCUUCUCUGAAGGCGACCUCACAAACUAACAUGCUCUUCCAAUACACCACUGUAAAGUUUCUUUCAUUUUCAAAGAAAAUGAUCAUAGGAAAUGGUCUUAUUUCUGUUGAUUUAUUUUUGUCAUAUUUUUGUAAGACCUGAAAUGGAAGAAUAAACAGUUUUAAAUUUA